CUCGUGAAAUAAGAGCAGAUAAAGCGGGAAAAGAGGAGCGAUCACGCGCUCACCGGGAGCGGCGCGAGACCUUAGAGACACGGGUUGAGAUGGAGAGCCUGGCGCACUACAGCAGCCCCGCCCAUGCCGUCUCGCUGCUGGGCGUGUUGAACGAGCAGCGGUUGAAGGCGCACCUGUGUGACGUGGUGCUGAUGGUGGGUGAACAUCGCUACCCCGCCCACCGGAGCGUCCUGGCUGCCAGCAGCGAGUAUUUCAGCACCCUGUUCUCCCGGAGAGACGCUGAGAACCACGGCGUGAUCCACCUGGACUUCUGCGAGCCCGAGGCGUUCGAGAUGGUGCUGAAUUACAUCUACUCGUCGUCCCUCUUCGUGGACCGAGGAAGCCUGGCCGUGGUUCAGGAGCUGGGUUACAGCCUGGGCAUCCCGUUCCUGACCAACAUCAUGUCGGCCAGGCCUCAGGCGUCCUACUGCGUGUCCAGGAAGAAGCUGUGCUUCUCUGAAGAAGACGACGGCGGUUUACAGAAAAGAAGCGUCAUCGUGCACCAAGGUGGAGACGCGUUCCCGAAACGUCCACCUGAAAACGUCCCGCCCGGAUCGGGGCAAACUUUGCGCCCCUCGGGAUACAGCAGGCCAAACCAAAGCGGAACGAAAUUGAGUAGAAAUGCUACCGAGGAGCCCGAGAGGGAAAGAAAAGCGAUCGUUCCGUCCAUCCUGAAGGGCUGUCCGGAGUACAGACCCCCCUCGGUAAGGCCGCAGUUGACCUCUUCGGUGUCCUUCAGUGAAACCAUCCAGCACCUGAACUCGGAUUCUUUGGACGACCCGGCGGAUGAGGUGAAACCCGAACCCCUGUACCACCCAAAAAACGUCUCCGGAAGCCAGCGAGGGCCGCAUAAUCAAACCGUAGACCGGAGCGGGCCCCUGAUCAAAAGCCUCCUGCGCAGAUCCCUGUCCAUGGACAGUCCGGUUCCGGUUUUCUCUCCAGUCCUGGAGCUGAAAGACUCGCAGACUAAAGAGCACUCCGCCCUCAAAUCGCUAAAAACCGAGGAGGCUCUAUCGGCCGAAAGCAGGCAUCGAAUGCCGCCGCUGGUUCUCAGGUCUGUUCCACUUAAGGAGAACAAGGACGCUCAGGAGGACGCCCCGGCCAUUAAAAGAGAGGCCAGCAGCCCGUUGGCUGAUCCUGCAGAAAUCAUACGGAUCACCGUGGAGGACAAUCUGCCCGUCAGCUUUGAAGAUUUCCAGGCCAACUACGACGAAAGUCCUCGAGCGUUCUUCGGUCCGUCUGCGAAACGGAAGGCGAUUCUGGACGACACCCUGAACCUCUUUAAGAGAUCCAGUGUCUUAAACGAGCACCAGGUCAGUCAAGAGGACAGUGUAGACAGCAUGUCCAACGAUGCGCCUCAGAACCUAACCGUAAACGCCGAUCAGGAACUCGGAGAACUCAAAUCGACCAAGGCCUUCAAAUGCUGGAGCUGCAUGAAGGUGUUCCGCUCGAACGCCGGCCUCUAUCGGCACGUCAACAUGUACCACAACCCGGAGAAACCCUACUCCUGCGAGAUCUGCCACAAGCGCUUUCAUACCAACUUUAAAGUCUGGACGCACUGCCAGACCCAGCAUGGCGUGGUCCAGAACCCGGCGGCUUCGCCCGGCUCCUACCCGGUCCUGGAUGAGAAGUUCCAGAGGAAGCUUAUAGACAUCGUGCGAGAACGGGAGAUCAAGAAGGCGCUGAUCAUGAAGCUCAGGAGAAACAAGCAAGGCCAUCAGGGUCAAGCGUUCGGCAAGAAGAGCCGCAGAUCGAGGUCUUACGGGUGUCCGUACUGCGGGAAGACGUUUUACUUCCAGUCGCAUCUGAAACUGCACAUUAAAGGACACGCGGUCGAGAGGGCCAACGCCGACGCCCAAGAGGCAGAAGAUCUACGAAAGAGGCAGUACCAACCUGGAAACCAAGUCGAGGAAAGUCAGGACAAGGACGUGUUUCCGUGCAGGCUUUGCAACGAGAAGCUGUCCUCUCCCGAGGAGCUCGAGGAGCAUGAACGAGCGUGCCGGUAUGCCACCGUGUGCCCUUACUGUGGCCUCAGGUUCUCCAAUUCUCUGGUGAAAAAAGACCACGAGAUCAACUGCAAGUUUAAGAAGUUGACCUGCCUGAAGUGCAUGCGUACCUUCAGAUCCUCGUUCAGUAUAUGGCGACAUCAAGUCGAGGUUCACAACCAGAAUAUGAUGACCGCCAGGGAGCAGUUGACCUUUGGGUGUCCGGAUGCCAACCAAGAGCUCAUGGACCAUGGCAGAGCUUCACCGCCUUCUAAGGAGCCGGCGUACGUUGGUAAGAGAAACGAAGCGAGUUAUGGAGACUCCGAUGACUCUUCUUGCGCCCCGGAGGAUUUAAGUUCUCACGGAAAACUCGUCGUCAAAGAGGAGCCGCAAGAGGAACCGGUGACGGACCAAGAGCCCCCAGCUUCUGAUGAACCAGGCGUGUGGCCCUGCGAAAAGUGCAGCAAGCUCUUCAGCUCUCGCAAAACCCUGGAGCGCCACCAGGAGCUUCUGUGCCACAUCAAGCCCUUCAUCUGCCACAUCUGCCAUAAAGCAUUCCGCACCAACUUCCGCCUGUGGAGCCACUACCAGUCCCACACCGAGGAUCCCAUUUCCAGACAGACGGAGAGACGCCCGUCUUCCCCGUCCCCGUCUCCACCCCUUACCAUCUCCAUCCCGGAGCCUACGACCCCUCAAGCAUCCACACCCAAACCGGUCCAAACCGUAAACGCCGUCUCACAAGAGGAGCCCGGAACCGUGAGGUCUUCUCAGCCCAACCCCAACCAACCGGAGCAGGAGCAGCCUGAAAACGGAGCCGAGGACCUCUCCUGUUCCAGGUCGGACGGCGCAGACCAGCCAGCAUCUUCUCAGGAAUCAGACGCCUUCUUUUAUCACGCGCCGACCCUCUCCGCCCUGACUUUUAAGAGGCAGUACAUGUGCAAACUCUGCUACCGGACCUUUAAGACCGCCUUCAGCUUGUGGAGUCACGAGCAGAGCCACGGUCACGUCUAAACCUGCAGGUCUGAGACUUAUGAAGCCAUUAAUUUCUGCAUUUUGGACCGAAAUCAGGCUGAACGUGGGUAGAUGGGAAACUACACGCCAGGGGCCACAAUACAGAAGCAAAUCCCAACUAAUGAAUGAAUGAGAAAUUAUCGUAAUCAAACCCAAAUCUUACAUGAUUAAUGACUAAUAAUUAACGACUAUCAGAGUCUACAUUAAAUACUAAGAAAUCUGAAUGUGUGACUUUUAAUUGUAGGAAUUUAUUGUGCAGAUUUCGGUUGCGUAUACACACAGGGGGAAGAGCUGCGUCCCAAACCGCAUACUACUGUUCUGAAUAGUGUUUUAUAACCAUGUUAUGAAUGGUGUCGUUACCUGUAUGUAGUGUCCGGUUUGGGAUGCAGCCAAUCACAGUAAAGAAGUAAAAGCUACGCCGCUCAGGUGGUGCAGCGGUAUAAACACACACUGGAACCAGAGCUGGAUCUCGAGUACAUCGUAUCGAAUCCUGGCUCUGCCUGCCGGCUGAGGCUGAGCAACCACAUGAACAACGAUUGGCCUGUUGUUCAGAUAUGGGCGGGACUAAGCCGGAUGGGGUGCAAUUACGACCUCUGCUGGCUGAUUGAUGGCACCUGCACAGAGAUGAGAAAAGAGUGCUGUCAGGGUGUGUCUCUCCGUACACAACGCUGAGCUGCACUGCACUCGUCAAAGUGUAGGGGAUAAGAUGCAUAUGGCUGCUGCCCACGUGUCGGAGGGGGCGUGGGUUAGCUUCGUUCUCCUCAAUCGGAGCGGGGAUCGGCAUUGGUGCAGAGGAAGAGUGACGCAAUAAAAAGGGAGAAAAUGCAUAAAGAAAAAAAAAGUGAACUGACUGAAAUGGUCAGUGGUAUCCCAAUUUUCCAAUUCAAAAGGAAACACUCUUCUAACUGUCUCAAUUUUUAAGAUAUUUGGGGGUGGUGUAGUGGUUUAAUGCCCUCUACAGCUGAGCUCUUGGGUUGGCCGGGUCUCUAGCAGGCACAGUUGGCUGUUGUUGAAGGUCGACUGGGUUCCUCGUUACUGCUGCUUGCAAAUUUGACCCCUGAGGCGCUGGCGUAGGUGGUGGGUGAUUCGUGGAGGGCACGGCGCAAAUGGAAAAUGUAAAAAACAGUAACAUUAAUCGCUUUCCGACAAAAAUGCAUCGUAACGAAAACCUCAGAGUGAUUUCAGUGUUGGAACGUUUCUGUAAUGUGGCCUCUGGUGCGGACGACAUUAUGCAAAAGUCUUGACACCCCUGAUCGAAUCCCACGUUGAUUUACUGUAUUCGGCGUAUCGGAAGUAAAAACAGUUACAGCUUGUUUAAUAUUAUUUCUGUUGUAUUUUCCCAUCUAUAAAACAUCCUCAACAUUAUUAGCUGUUCCGGGGGGACGUUAGUCAAACGUGGAGUGAAAGUUUAGGAUCGGACCGAAUCUGGACCUCGUUUCUGCUCCAACACUCUGCGUGUACACGUGUAGACUUUUCUGUUUCGUUAAAUCUCUCGAUCAUCUUGCUGUUCGUUUCGCCCCAUUUUAUUAAAAUCUGAUUCGGUUUAAACGCUUAAAAUUUUGCAAUAAGUGUCGAAGCGCUCGCUCGGUGUUGGACGAUCCGGAGCUGCAGGGCGUCGCCCCGGUGUUUGUGGCCUUUCUCUUCGUUUCCAGUCAGCACUUUUAUGAACUCCGUUGUUCGUACCUAAAAGCACAAGGUGGCGCGUUGAUUUGAUUUCCUCUUUCUACAUGAUUUUAUUUUCUAUAACUCGAUAAAACAGAUGAAUUGUUGAAAAUGAGGAGAUUUCAGACUUUUUGUGGGAGUGGUGUCGCCUUAUUACAUCAUAAAGUACCUAAAUAAUCAACCUAAUACCACAAUCACUUCUUUUAAUGAGAUUCAUUUGAUUGUUUCUAAUUUAUUGAUGUAUUUCUGAUUCUGCACCAAUUUAUUUGAUUUAUUUUCCAGUGUAAGUAUUAAUACAAGAUCAGAAAAACAUAAAGCGUCUCCUGCUGAAAUUAUUUUCACUUCCUGCAACCAGAACCAGUUCAGAUUUGUGAUGAUUAUUGUUUUUACUUUAUGGAACUAAGAGGAAAGUAUUUACACAUUAGAGACACGUCGAGAUGGAACGAUGUGUGACGGGAACAAGUUCCCAUUACCAUUACACAGUCUAAAAUACCAGCAGUUUUCCCCUACCAGGGGUCGGACCGAGAAUUUUUUGGCAACAGGAUAAAUCACCAGGCGUUUGGGUGGCACAGCGGUAAAUCACACUAACCCACUACUGCUGUGAGCCAGGGUUUGAACCUCCAGCGGUGCUAUCAGCCGGCUGGGCGUCUACAUACAGACAUGAUUGGUUGUGUCUGGCCCCAUGAUUAAUUGGCAUCCUGUCCGGGGGGUAUAACUGCACUGCAUCCUGUGAUUUUUAGGAUAACCGGACCCACCGCGACCCUGAAAUGAAAGAUUGGAACAAAUCUGAAGGAUCUGGUUCAGUGUUAUGCAAGAGUUUAAACACGUCUUGGUUGAAUCACGUGUUUUUUCGAACACUGUUAAUUUUUUGCACAUUUUAUUGCACAGUUACUGUUUAUUUGCUGAUUUUAAGAUAUAAAUGGCACCAAAAGUCACAUUUCAUUUCGUUUACUGCAGAAAAUCUGUUCAGUUAUGUUCACUUCCGUCUCUGGAUCUUUUUGACCUGCAGUUCUGCCACUUUAGAUCCCCAGUGUACCAAUACGUCCGAAAAUGUGCCAAACUGGGCUGCAUCUCCCUCUCAUGUUCAGUGGCCCCGGACCCACUGUAACCCUGACCAGGAUAAAAUCAGGUAGUAAAAACAGAUGAAAAGUUGAUGAGGAUUUAAUAGAGCAGCACGUGUUCAGACGUGUUGUGUGGAUGGACUGGUGGUGUGGAUUUAUCUCUGGUGGUCUGUACGGUGGUCUGUACGGUGGUGCGUGUGUGGGUACUGUAUCAGUAUCUGUACGUUAUUAUGAAAUAAACACUCAGCCAUCAGGUCCGGAUGUUGAAAUUCCUUCGAUUCAGGAUUUUCCGUCACAUUUAGGCGUCAGUCGUGGAAGCACAAUCUCACUCAGAAUUUCCUCUGAUCAUUAAAUGUGAUUAAAUUUAUUGUGUCGUUUUAUUUUAUUUCCUCUUUUCAGAACGACGGGUUUGGUUUUAUGUGUAGGAUGGAAAUGUUUAUAUAUGUAUAUAAAUAUAUGAAUAUAAUGCGCUGAUGGGAUUAGCUGGUAAAUGUUGGAGUAUUUUAAUAGAACUGAAGUGAAUUUAGAUCCUGAAACGUUUCUGGUGGGACGUGUUGGACGUGAUCUGCUGUUCUUUUAUUAAUCAGAUGCUUCUGAUUAAUUUCUUCUUCUUUAAAGCUUCUUCAUUUCUUCAUUAAAUGUACACUGUGUGGUCAAAAGUAUUCGGACGCUUGACCGUGAGCUUGUCGGACGUAUUGAAGCAGACUGACCCUCUGUGUGACCUUUUCUUCUUUGGAGUGUAUGUGUGUGUGGGAAUUUGUGCCCGUUCAGUCAAAACAUGAAAGCAUGUGUAUGGAGGGCGCUGAUUUUUCUCAGUAGAUGUUCUGGUUCAUCCCAGAGCUGUUGCGUGGGGCUGAGGUCAGGGCUCUGUGCAGGACACUGGAGUUUGCCCUCCCUAAAUUGUUGCACGUGAAUUCAAGGAUUAGAACAGGCGUCCCAAUACUUUUGAUCAUGCAGUGUAUUACAGGCUGAGAGGUGAGAAUAAUAUCGUAUUAAUGACGUGAUUAGAAUUACAGUUUAAACAGUUUUAGUUGUUUUAUAAUGAGAUUGUAUUUUGUUCAGGUAUUUAAGUGCCGUCUCUAUAAUAACUGAUAUUUGUAAAAAUGCUUUGAUUUUUAUUUUAUGUUGUUAUUUUUUUCUGCUGUUUUCACUGCUUGCUUCCUAAAAUAAAGUGACGCUCCUCAGCA
Molecule: messenger RNA, 6945 nt
Organism: Trichomycterus rosablanca
Lineage: Eukaryota; Metazoa; Chordata; Actinopteri; Siluriformes; Trichomycteridae
Gene: zbtb21
Product: zinc finger and BTB domain containing 21
Exons: 2
Coding region: 90-3035 (981 amino acids)
Biological process (GO): regulation of transcription by RNA polymerase II
Cellular component (GO): nucleus
Molecular function (GO): DNA-binding transcription factor activity, RNA polymerase II-specific; protein binding
Source: RefSeq, a predicted model, not a curated record